GGGAGGAGCACCCUGAUUAUUUUAACUUUUAUAUUGUUUUGACAAUUUUAAUUUUUUUGCACACUCUUGCUGUGACAUAUCCCUGAUUACUUAUUUUUGUAAGUAACUCCCUUGCCUUUUAUAGUUCUUUCAACAUCUGUGUAGUGUAUAGAAGGCAGAAUCUGCUAAGGAGGUCACUUCAAAGUGGGGGGGGGACUUUGAAUAAAUGGAUCUAUUUAUUUUGUGAAGUAGGAAAUCAUUUAAGUGUUUAAUAAUCUCAAACAGAAAGAUAAUUUUUCAUACUAAAUUAAAUUUCAGAUUAUAAGUAACUCAAACACCCACUGAAAAUUAUUGAGAGGGAGGUGAGUAGUGUAAAUGUACCCAAUGUUAAGACUUUUGAAAGCUAGUUCAAACGCUAAAAUGCCAGUUUUCUAAGUAUUUUCCUGAUUUAUAAAGUUGUUUUUGAUAGAAAAUAUCUUUAAUUGGGUAAAGGAUGGCAAAAAUGUAUCUUUAAUUAGGUAAAAGCUCUACUUUUAUAUUGGGCAGUAAUCACUUAUUUAACCUACUUUAAUUUUGUAUUAUGGUUGUAAUAUCAAGUUUGCGGGACUUUUAGUUUGCCUUCUCCCUUUUGGAUGACACUGAGCUGUGCAUAUUUUUCCUUUAGCAUACACAAGCAGAAACAUAACUUUCCUGUUGACUUGUAUUUGAAGGUGUGCACUUUGAAAUUGUUGAUCCUAAUUCUUGAGCUGAAAUGUUUCUGCUUGUGCCAGCAACAUGCUGUGCAGGUUAGCACAUCAAUGUUUUUCACACGUGCACAUUGGAGUGCAGAAGUUGGAGAUGAGUGCAAGGUCAGAUGGUAUUGAAUUUGACCUCUUCCUUCAUGCUUGCCUUGGCACAGUGUCCGAGAGUUGAGUACUUUCUUACUAGCCCCUUGCCUUAAUCCCAGGGCUGCCCAGAGUCAAUUAUCUUUGUUUAAUUAAAUUAAGUACAUGUAUGUUUCACCUUGUUAUAUUUAGCAGUUCAAAUAUAAAAUUAUUAUUUUCGCUUUUUUGUAUAAUGAUUAUCAGACACCUUUAAAAUAUUAAGAGUUGGGAUAGCACUGAGUUUUAUAACAAUGUUACAAGUUCAGGGGCUCAAGGCCAUUUGCAAUGUAUCCAUGGGGCAACAGCUGUGGACAGACCUCAAGCUUGUUUUUAGUUGCAGUGGUGGGGUGGGGGGAAUGAGGAUACACAUCAAGAAGGCAGACUAGACAGUGCAUAUUCCAGCUCAUUGUAACUAGAAUUUACCUCUACUUUUAAUUGUAACCAUUAGAAAAUUGAAAGGGGACGGGGAAACUACCUUCUUGAGGAUCUUAGGAAGAAGUGUGAUGCUACACAUUGUUAUCUGUGGUAGUCUGGCACUCUUUUGAUCCAGACUAUCAUGCACUUGCUGAAACGAAUGUUACUUCAACAACACUAAAGCUUUAUGUUCAGUAAACAUAAAAGAUUCUGCAAAUGCUAGACAAACUCAACAAGUCAGGCAAUACUUGUGGAGGGGAAUAAACUAUUGGCUUUUUGGGAUGAGAUUCCUUAUCGGAGCUGGACAAGGGAGCUGAAGAAGCUUGUCACCUUCUCGGAUAAACGACCCACUUGGUGGUUAUCCACAUACCCAAACGUUCAUUCCAUACACCAUUGGCAGACAGCGUUUACUGUACACAGAAUGGACUGCAGUUACUCACUAGGCUGCUCCAACACCUCAGAUUUGAUCUUUGCAGUACUAUGCUAAAGUCUUGGGCACAUAUAGCUAGACUGCCUCGACUUUUGCACAGUACUGUAUUUAUCAACGUGGAGCAGAGAGCAAGUCUGUAGAUCUGGCGAGAUUUGGUGACGUACCAAAUCUCCUCUAAACUCCAAAUGAUGUAGAGCCACUGGCAUUUUUUCUUGAUUGCAUCAUUGUGUUGAGACAGGAUAGGUUCUCUUGAAUGUUGACACCCAUGAAUUCGAAGCUGCUCACCCUUUCCACUGCUGGCCUUUUAAUGCAGACUGAUGUGUCUGCCUGUCUUUCCUUUCUAUGAAGUUCACAAUCAAUUCCUACGUCUUGCUAACAAUAGGUGCAAGAUCGUUGUUGAGAUGCCACUCAAUCAACUGAUCUAACGCACUCCUUUGUCUCCUUGUUGCCACCUGAGAUUCUACCAACAGUUGUCACUGGUGAAUUUAUCGAUGUUGUUCAAGCAGUGUUCAGCCACACAGUUGCGUGUAGAGACCGUGGAGCAAUAGGUUAAGCACGCAUCCUUGAGGUGCACGUGUAUUGGGAGCGAAGCGGUAAUGUUAUUGCCGAUCUGCAUUGACUGUGGUCUCCCGACUAAGGGAAGUCAAGGAUCCAGUUGCAGAGGGAGGUACAGAGGUCCAGUUUGUAAGUUUGCUAAUUUGUUCUGAGGGGAUGAUGGAGUUGAAAUGGCGAAGCUUGGGUGGCACUUUAAAGCUCGGUUUGUGAAGCAGUACUUGUAAUGUAGGUCAAGAGUAGGGAGGGAGCAUUCCUAUGAGGAGACUAAUUGCACAGUUCACAAUUUGCCAUUGUCUGUAGUUAUGUAAUGGAAAUGAGAUAAUGGCUUCCAAUUAUACAUAACCAGUGGAAUAAGUAGAUGUCUGUUCAGAAGACCUGGUAAUAAACUGAAGCAGUAGAGGAGGUGUAAAUCAUGUAGUCACUCAUUUGUUCUUCUUUUCAGUAAGGCCAUGGCUGAUCCUCACCUCAGUUCUAGGGUCCUGCAAUUUUUCUUUAACUAAUGGUUCCUCUGUAGUCCAAAAACUUCUCCCAUUUCAACCUUGUAUAAGUUCAGUGUCUUAACAUCCGUACUUCUGGGUUAGAAAUUUCCAGAGAUUCACGAGGAAAGAAAUUCUUCCUCAUUUACAUCUUGCAUGGUGAGGUCUGACGAUUUAUCUUGCCAGCUGUCCUCAGAAUAUGGAACAAAAAAUAGCAGGUGCUGGAAAUCUGAAAUAAAAACAGUAAUUGCUGAGCGUUCAUCAGGACAAGCAGCAUCACCGUGAGAGGAGAGCUGAAGUGCCGGAGAUCAUCUUCCUCCAUUUGGUGUUCUUGAUGUGGUGACCUCUAUAUCGGAGAGGUUGCUCUGUAAUCACUUUACAGAGCACCUCUGUUCAGUGCACAAGGGUGACUCUGAGAUUUCAAUCACUAAUAUCUGUCCCAUUCCCGCUUUGAUACUCUUAGUCCUUCAGUUUGAGAUGCCCAAAUCACCCUGUCUGGCACCGACAAUCAUUCCACAGUCAAAGUCACUUAGAUCACAUUUCUUCCCAUUCUAAAGUUUGGUCUGAACAACAACUGAACCUUUCGACCAUGUGCAUCUAUGGAUUGAGUUGCUGCCACAUAAUUUCCUGAUUUUAUUCAAAAGUAAUUGUUUCUGUGACUUAAAACUCAUUAUUUUGUUAUUUUUCCAAUUCUGAUGAAUGGUUCUAGACCUCAAAAGUACCUUUUGUUUCACUCCCCACUGAUGCUCAUGGUAUAUUGGUUGUCCCACUAUUUUGUCCUCCCCUCAGAAAUUUGUGGCUCCCUAAGAUUCUGAGGGUGAUUUUUGCUGGAUAAAUGUUGGGAGGUUGCUUUCUCUAAGAGUACCUCAACCAUUUACUUAAAAAUUACCCAAUUUACUUCUCUGAGUAUAAAUACUUCAUGGACUUUGAAGUAUGCUCAGCUAAAUAAUCAUAUUAAAUUUGAAAUGUUAAGGUCAAGAAGUAGGUUUCAUUGCCGAGCCUCCUCUUCCUUUGGGACAUUUAAGAAACACUCUUGGAGGACGCAUGGAUGAUAGAAAAAUGGAGGGUUAUGUAGGAAGGAAGGGUUAGAUUGAACUUGGAACAGGUUUAAAAAUUCAGCACAACAUUGAGCUGAAGGGACUGUACUAUGCUGUAAUGUUCUAUGUUCUUUUGGAUAUAUGCUCAUUUAAAAUAGUAAUAGUUUACUGAAAAAUAUUUGAGAAUCAUGCUGCCUGUUGUGACUCUCCAAGACAUUUAUUCACUUUUAUCUGCAAAAAUAAAGCAACCUUAAGAAGGUCAAUUCAGUAAAUGCUUAACCAUUCAGAUUAUCUGUACCUAGUCGAGGCUAUUUUCUUUUGCAAUUUGAUUGUACAGUGUGUUCUUAAAAUUGUUUUUGUGCAUCUGUACAGUGAGCAUGAUGAGAUUUUAAGAUUUUGUAGCCUUAUUACCCUUCAGGCGCUGUCUUGUGUGGACUUUAUUUUUUUUCUCUUUAAUUACAAGGGUUUCUUCUGGGUAUUCCAGUUUGCUGUCAUCCCAGAAAUAUGGUGGUAUUGUAAUUGAAUACUUAAAUGAGCCCUUCGUAAAGAUUAUUAGCAAGAAGAGUCAAAGAGGAGUUGAUGGCGGCAUCUUACACAGAUAGCUCGGAUGAUGAAACAUCUCCUCGUGAUAAGCAACAGAAAAAUUCGAAGGGCAGCAGUGACUUCUGCAUCAAGAACAUCAAACAGGCAGACUUUGGGCGUAGGGAGAUUGAAAUUGCAGAACAAGAGAUGCCAGCUCUUAUGGCACUACGGAAACGAGCACAGGGGGAAAAACCAUUGGCUGGAGCAAAGAUAGUUGGCUGUACUCACAUUACAGCCCAGACUGCGGUGCUGAUGGAGACGCUUGCUGCUCUUGGAGCCCAGUGCAGGUGGGCUGCCUGUAACAUUUAUUCUACCCAGAAUGAAGUGGCUGCUGCUCUGGCUGAGAAUGGUUAUCCAGUCUUUGCUUGGAAGGGAGAAUCAGAAGAUGAUUUUUGGUGGUGCAUUGAUCGCUGUGUGAAUGUGGAAGGAUGGCAGCCUAACAUGAUACUGGAUGACGGUGGAGACCUCACUCACUGGAUUUAUAAGAAAUACCCUAAUAUGUUCAAGAAAAUUAAGGGCAUUGUAGAAGAAAGUGUGACUGGUGUUCACAGGCUUUACCAGUUGUCUAAAGCUGGUAAGCUCUGUGUUCCUGCCAUGAAUGUAAAUGACUCUGUAACCAAGCAGAAGUUUGAUAAUCUUUAUUGCUGCAGAGAGUCCAUACUGGAUGGCCUCAAGAGGACAACAGAUGUGAUGUUUGGAGGCAAACAGGUCGUGGUCUGUGGAUAUGGGGAGGUUGGAAAGGGCUGUUGUGCUGCUUUAAAAGCAAUGGGGUCCAUAGUGUACGUUACAGAAAUUGAUCCAAUUUGUGCUCUCCAAGCCUGUAUGGAUGGAUUCAGACUUGUCAAAUUGAAUGAAGUAAUUAGACAAGUGGACAUUGUUAUUACUUGCACAGGAAACAAAAAUGUAGUAACCAGGGAACACCUGGAUCGCAUGAAGAACGGUUGUAUCGUCUGCAACAUGGGACAUUCCAAUACCGAGAUAGAUGUGGCAAGCCUUCGGACCCCAGAACUCACAUGGGAGCGUGUUAGGUCACAAGUAGAUCAUGUCAUUUGGCCAGAUGGCAAAAGGAUUGUCUUACUAGCUGAGGGGCGGCUGCUUAACUUGAGUUGUUCCACGGUUCCUACUUUUGUGCUUUCCAUCACUGCUACCACACAGGCACUGGCAAUGAUAGAACUGUAUAAUGCCCCAGAGGGACGAUAUAAACAAGAUGUGUACUUGCUGCCUAAGAAGAUGGAUGAGUAUGUAGCAAGUCUUCAUUUGCCCACUUUUGAUGCACAUCUCACAGAACUGACAGACGAGCAGGCAAAAUAUCUGGGUUUGAACAAGAAUGGGCCUUUCAAGCCAAACUACUACCGGUAUUAAAUGCAAAGCCACAAGUCUAUCAAACAAGAGGGGAACCUUUUGUCACUAAUGUACACGAACAAAAUCUCUUCUUUAGAGCUGGCCUUGAUUAAACAGUUUUAAAUAUUUAGUCAUUUAUUUAUUUACAUAGAAUGUGUAUAAUCUCUGUAAACAAUUUUUUUACUGCACUAGAAGACAAAAAAAUGUUUAAUGUGAUUUUUUUUUCUCUUCUAUUGCUGCUGUGCUUUAAUAUAAUUAUAACAUCCUUGCUGUUAACCUCGGGAAAGAAACUAUGGAAGCAAAAUGUUAGCUGUUUCAAAAUUGUUAAGGUGCACAUAUUUCAGAAAUUUUAUUUGUUGAGUAAAAGAGGUAAGGAAAUAGUUAAAUGCUUACUGUUUACCAUUAUGGGAAUCCUUAAAAGACUUACUUCAAACAAAAUCUAGCUGUGAGAGCCUGGAAAAUCAAAUAACAAGGCUCUCAAAAUAUAACUUGUGUUUUGUUUCUGAAACUUCUUAUUAAAAUCAGGUUUAGCGGAGUAGAUGGUGUGACUGGUGAGGUAGCUUAGUAUUAAGACUCCUUCUUUGCCGCAUUGCUAUUGUUUCCUUAAGUCAUGGUACUAUUUCAACCUUGUCUCAGUUCCUAAGAAUGUGAGCUGCUUCCCCCAGCUGGGACAUUAGCUUCAUGUCUGUAGAGUGUAUAAAGUCUGGAAUGGGCUGCAGAAAUGAUGGGGUAACCAAAUGAACCACAGAUGUCCAUAAAGCUUUCAACCAUUGUUGUAUUUUAAAAUAAGUGAACUCAAUUGUUUUUUUAUGACUUCAAUAGUUAAGUAGAAUAAAGUUUAGUCUUUUUCCCCUGAAAGAUAGAAUAUUUGUUUGUACAAACCCCAUUUCCAGAAAAGUUAGGAUAUUUUCCAAAAUGCAAUAAAAACAAAAAUCUGUGUUAUGUUA
Molecule: messenger RNA, 6624 nt
Organism: Mobula hypostoma (lesser devil ray)
Lineage: Eukaryota; Metazoa; Chordata; Chondrichthyes; Myliobatiformes; Myliobatidae
Product: putative adenosylhomocysteinase 3
Exons: 16
Coding region: 4334-5698 (454 amino acids)
Biological process (GO): L-methionine cycle
Cellular component (GO): cytosol
Source: RefSeq, a predicted model, not a curated record